Porites evermanni is the source of this 390-nucleotide messenger RNA. NCBI's taxonomy places the organism in Eukaryota, Metazoa, Cnidaria, Anthozoa, Scleractinia, Poritidae. The record is from the annotation of a GenBank genome assembly.
AUGGCUUCGAUAAUUUGCAAAUGGAAUGUUCCAGCUGAUGUGGAGAGCAUUUUACUUGGUAUAUACCAAGCUUUCCGGCGAGACAUCUUGCAGUCGGAACAUGGGGACCCAACAGAAGCUCUUUUGUAUUCGCUGCUGAAUGAUUUUGGCGCUUCGAAACAAAUGAUUUUUGAAGCAUACGAAAGUAAUUCCCUUUAUGCCUUCAUACAGUGUUUUGUCAGAAAUGCGUCACAACGACGCGGAGAUGCAUGUCCUCGCUAUUUCUCUGACUGGCUGCACUACAGACUGAUCAUUGGUCCUACAAGAUUGUUGUUAAGCGAAGAGGAAGUGCUUUCAGCACGCGAUAUUGCAUGGAUGAGAGAGGAAAUCUACCGCACUUAUUAUGAGUAG